Messenger RNA from Aspergillus pseudotamarii, 3540 nucleotides. Its product is annotated as putative protein kinase. Bases 1 to 3540 code for a protein of 1179 amino acids. The transcript has 4 exons. NCBI's taxonomy places the organism in Eukaryota, Fungi, Ascomycota, Eurotiomycetes, Eurotiales, Aspergillaceae. Gene Ontology annotation, biological process: peptidyl-threonine phosphorylation; peptidyl-serine phosphorylation. The record is from RefSeq and is a predicted model, not a curated record. Gene Ontology annotation, molecular function: protein serine/threonine kinase activity; ATP binding.
AUGGGCAAUCUCUUGAAAACGGACCUUAACCAGACUCCACCCGAAAACGCAGAAUUCCUCACGCCCGUCAAUUUCGACGACUUCCAUAACAGCAUCAUGACGGAAUCAAGCCUCAAUCAGUUUCCCUUGCCCCGAAACGGGGGCACUGUUUCAGGCCUUCCUCCACUUAAUUCCGCCCCGACUAAGUGUGACGAGAACGGGAUGUCUAGACGGUUGAGGAGCAACUCUAUCAGGAGGAAAAGUGUGACCAUUAAUAACCCUCCGAGCGACUCGAUGCCCUCCCGACCGCCAACAUUGGCUACAGCUGCUCGGAGUCGUCGUCCAAGUCUCGCCCAACCGUCAAAUGCAAACAACGCUGCUCCACGAACUUCGCGUAAAUCCAUAGGACAAGCCUCCGUCGAGGGAACCUCGCGAAACCUUUCUGACGACCUCCGGGUCUGUGGAUCAUUCCAGAUCUUCCUCAACCAAUGCCGUCCGAACGCCAGUCAAGAAUGCACAAGCACCGCUUACGACCCCAUCUUCUACAUCAAAGAGGGUUUCUGUAAUGCCUCCGCACGCGACAGGCCUAGGGGCUCGUACCAUAAGUCCGACGGACGCACGACGGCUGAAGCGUAUGUCAACGGCACCUCAGGCGCCUCCUUUGCCUUAUACACCUCCGACUCAGACCGAUUCAUUACCUGUCCGACCUCGCUCAUGCGCUCCGUCGCCGUGUUAUAUUCCUCGGAAGAGCUCCCUACACCUAAACCUCGUGCAGAGCACGCUGUGGCAGCAGACGAGGAAGUACCUCCUGUUCCUGCUAUUCCUAAGGCCUACGAGUCUCCAAAAGGGGAGCCCGAGCAACCAAAUUAUAGAGCACCUCUCAAAUCGCACAUUCCGGUGGAUAUUGCUGCUUUGAAAGGCAAGUCGGACACGGAGUCGGACACAAACCCUGCAGCUAGUGCAACUGAAGACGAUACAAUGGAUCUACGUACCAAACAAGCGUUGAAGACUCCAGAAGCCAAGCACAAACCAACCGCUAGCUUAGGCAAAAGGAACCUUCAGCCACUGAAAUUGCCGCCAUUGAAUUUGUUACCUUUGGGUACACCAAUGACUAACAAGAUUCAAGCCAUGAAAGACCGCGAGGACGAUGCGAAAUCACAUACGCCAACGGGUCAGGUUGUCGCGAAGACUCCAAGUACCCCUCUUACUGCCUCGAAAGCUAACUUCUUCGCUGUCGAAGACGACGCUGUACCACGUACACAAGCGAGGAGCAGCACUGCACAUUUUGUUGUGACGAGCAGCUCCAGCGCAUUGGCAUCUUUCGAAAAUACUCCAGGUGGGGCAAGGACAAACUCGCCUUAUGUUUCGUACUCGCUUCCGAAGAGCAAUAGUGAUGUCAAUAAUCUCCGCCAAAAGGCUAGUGCGGAUCACUCUUCCAGGGUGUCACAGUCUCACAAGUUGACGGGUCCACGCCCUCAAACCCAAUCAUCUGCUUUCUCUUCCAAUGCAGAGACGAUCAGCCAAAUUUCUACCCCCUCUGAUCCUGACAACAACAGCACUUCUGGGUCCUCUCUCAGAAACAAGAUCACAAUAACCCGCCACAGGAGCAAUUCCCGGCCUCAACAGAUAACGGACGCAAACACUGACCCCACUAAGCUCGAGCCCAUGCCGCCACCUAAGCUUCCGGCGUCUGCAACCUGGAAUAAUCUAUCAACGGCGAAGAAUACAAGUCCCACGCUGAAACCCAGCUAUUUCAAGUCAAAGCGACAGGUCUCUGUGUCCAACGCAGCAGAUUCGCCAAUACGGAAACCCAGUUUCAGCAGCGAACAGAGUCUUGCUUUGGAGCACAGCAUCUCUAACGAGUCGCGUCAUAGUGAUGUCUCAUCCCACCGUUCUGCAUCAUCAAUCCUCUCCCCUGUACACAGGAUCCUCAACUCUGCGAAGUCAAAUGCUGCCGCUAACUCCGCUUCUUCCGAUCCGAACAUCGACCCCGAUAUUCAGGUUGCGGACGAUGAGAUGCGGAAACUUAAUGGCAGACGAAAGGAUUUCGAAAGCGCGGCGAAAGAGUUAGAUGAACUGCGCCGCAAAGCUGGGCCGAAGGAGCGUGUCAGUCCAGCUCAGGCUCUCAAAAUGGCGAAUCUCAAUAUCUUUGAGCGUGGUGAAAUUAUUGACUUCAAAGAUAUCUUUUUCUGCGGAACUCAACAUGCAAAGAAACAUGUCGGUGAUUUGAAUGCACAGGCCGCUAAUUUUGGCUACGAUGAUGAUCGGGGUGAUUACAAUAUUGUCAUUGGGGAUCAUUUAGCCUACCGAUACGAAGUCAUCGACGUUUUGGGUAAGGGAAGCUUUGGUCAAGUUUUGAGAUGUGUUGAUCACAAAACGGGCGGGUUAGUUGCUGUAAAAAUCAUCCGCAACAAGAAGAGAUUCCACCAGCAAGCCUUAAUUGAGGUUAAUCUGCUUCAAAAGCUCAAGGAGUGGGAUCCUCAUCGUCGGCACAGCGUUGUCAAUUUCACACAAAGCUUCUACUUCAGGGGUCACCUCUGCAUAUCUACGGAGCUACUCGGGAUGAAUUUAUAUGAGUUCAUCAAAGCACACGACUUUAAAGGCUUCUCUGUCAAGCUCAUUCGCCGUUUUACGAAACAGAUUUUGAGUACAUUGGUCCUUCUCCACACGAAGAAAGUCAUCCACUGCGAUCUCAAGCCGGAGAACAUUCUUCUUGUACACCCAAUGAGUUCCGAGAUCAGAGUGAUCGACUUUGGCUCUAGCUGUUUUGAGAACGAGAAGGUGUACACCUAUAUCCAGAGUCGCUUUUAUCGCUCACCAGAAGUCAUUCUUGGCAUGUCAUACGGCAUGCCCAUUGACAUGUGGAGUCUGGGAUGUAUUCUAGCUGAGCUGUACACGGGAUAUCCCAUCUUCCCGGGAGAGAAUGAACAAGAGCAACUCGCCUGUAUCAUGGAGGUUUUUGGCCCUCCAGAAAAACACUUGAUUGAGAAGAGUACACGGAAGAAGCUCUUUUUUGAUUCCUUGGGCAAACCGAGAUUAACGGUCUCCUCAAAAGGUCGACGUCGGCGUCCAAGUUCGAAGGAGCUCAGGCAGGUCCUGAAAUGCGAUGACGAGGCUUUCCUCGACUUCAUCUCCCGCUGCCUUCGUUGGGACCCGUCUCGCCGUCUUAGCCCGCACGAUGCUCUCAGACAUGAAUUCCUAACAGGGCUCAAAAUGCCCUCCCGGCCCAGAACAUAUACAGCGAGCUUGAAUUCCCCAGCCAAGCGAGGGAAUACUCUAUCAACCCCGUCGUCAGGUCGCCCUCUUCCAGAACCACCUGGCACGACUCUCAAGCAUGGCACCUUUCUCCGUAGCCGAGAUGUCUCAGGUAGCUCUCCCGUCAAGCCGAUCGCCGGAAAGCGCCACUCAACUGUGAGUGGUGUACAACCAUCCACCCCAAAGCGAAGUACAACUACUUCUACAACGACUCCUGGGUCAGCAUUGCCUCGCGUUGCUGGUAGGAGCAUCAGUGGAAAACCAGACCUUGCAACAGCGGCGGCAGCGACCAGCCUGGUGAGUUAA